This is a messenger RNA of Hevea brasiliensis (rubber tree), 4534 nucleotides long. RefSeq names its product FIP1[V]-like protein. Gene Ontology annotation, biological process: mRNA processing. The transcript has 9 exons. The record is from RefSeq and is a predicted model, not a curated record. The coding region runs from base 94 to 4227 and encodes 1377 amino acids. Lineage: Eukaryota; Viridiplantae; Streptophyta; Magnoliopsida; Malpighiales; Euphorbiaceae.
UAGCUCGCUCUGCCGAGCCUCAAAACCCUCUCGCGUUAAGGCAGCCAUCGCUUCUCUCUCUCUCUCUCUCAGUAGUCUCUCUUUCUCUCUCUAAUGGAAGAAGACGACGAAUUUGGAGAUCUCUACACGGACGUGCUGCGACCCUUCUCCUCAUCUGCACCUUCUGCUCCGCAGCCUCAACAUUCCUCUCCCGCACCUUCAUCGAUUCAACGUCCGAUUGAUCUCGUUCUUCAGAACCACAGAAAAGACAUCGACGGUGACGAAAUCCUCCAUGGUGUAUCCGGCCGCAAUCCCCCUGUUCCCUUCGAUCAAACCCCACUAAAUUCUGUUGAGAAUUCAAUCCCUACUGACAUUAAUUCAGCUACUAGACCUAGGGUUUUGGGCCCUUCUGAGGCGAAAUUACCUAAUAAUGCUUCAAAUAGUACUGAUUUUCAAUCCGAUAAGCAGGAUGAAGAGAUCACUUUUGAUAUCGAGGAGAUAAAUACUGGAAUUAUUGAAGAUUCAGGUCCGAUGAUCCCUGGACUCACCGUUGAUACCGAGGAUUCUAGGAAGAGUGAUGCUGACGUUGCCGGUGGUCGAGUCAGCGGAGAGGGAGAUGAAGAUUGGGAAGAAGACAGUGAUAGUGAAGAUGAUUUGCAAAUAGUGUUGAAUGAUACUAAUCAUGGCCCCAUGGGGAUGGAAAGAGGAAUGAUGGGUGAUGGCGGUGAUGAUGAUGACGACGACGAGGAUGGGGAUCCACUCGUAAUUGUCGCUGACGGGGACCCAAAUCAGCCGAUAGAGGAACAAGAUUGGGGAGUGGGAGAAGAUGCGGCCACAGCAGCAGGGGUGGAAGGGGAGAAGAAAGAGGGCGACGAGGCAGCUGGGAAAGGGAAUGCAGUGGCAGGGCCGAAGAUUGGGUACAGCAAUCAUGGGUAUCAUCACCAGUUUCAUUCUCAGUUUAAGUAUGUGAGACCUGGUGCAGCACCAAUGCCUGGAGCUACUGUUGGGCCUGGAGGAGCCACGGGUCAAGUUCGUCCUCCUAUCAACAUGGCUCCUUUAGCUGGUCGUGGAAGGGGUGACUGGCGACCAGCAGGAAUGAGAAAUGCUCCUCAAAUGCAGAAGGGUUACCAUCAUGGUUUUGGAAUGCCUGUUUGGGGCAACAAUGUCGCAGGCCGGGGCUUUGGUGGUGGACUGGAAUUCACCCUUCCUUCCCACAAGACCAUUUUUGAUGUUGACAUUGAUAGUUUUGAAGAAAAGCCAUGGAAAUAUCCUGGCGUUGAUACUUCUGACUUCUUCAACUUUGGUUUGAAUGAGGAAAGUUGGAAAGAUUAUUGCAAACAACUGGAACAACACAGGCUAGAGACUACCAUGCAAAGCAAAAUUCGUGUAUAUGAGAGUGGGCGGGCAGAGCAGGAAUAUGAUCCAGAUUUGCCACCAGAAUUAGCAGCAGCAGCAGCAGGUAUUCAUGAGAUGCCAGCUGACAAUUCAAAUAUUGGGAAAUCAGAUGUUGGACAAAGUGAUUUAAUGAAAGGACCUCCUCGUGUGCGGCCACCAUUACCAACUGGACGGGCAAUACAAGUUGAAGGAGGUUAUGGCGAACGUCUACCCUCUAUUGAUACUCGACCACCCCGAAUUCGUGAUUCUGAUGCAAUCAUUGAGAUUGUCUUGCAGGACUCUCUAGAUGAUGAUUCCUCCACAGGAAAUGGUGGUCUGGAUGGAGCGAACAAUGAUCCACCAAGAGAUGACUUCAGAGGAAGCCGCACACCUGAAGAUGACAUUGCACCGAUAGAAACUGAAUAUUGCCAUGAUUUUCCACAAGCUUACAAUAAUCGAAAGGGUGGAAGGAGGGCACCAUAUAUUGAUUCUGGUCGCAGUAACAUACCUGAGGGAGAUGGGAUUUUGCCCUUCCAUCCUGAAGCACCAUGUCAAUAUCGUGCUGAUUCUAGGGGGCCACCUGUGUUAUCUGGUGGGGAUUUUGGCCCUCAUCAUGAGGAAAGGCGGGGACAGGGAAGAACAACUGACAUAUCUCCUCAUGUUACUCCAAGUGGUACACGGGAUAAAAGAUUACAUGAUAAUUUUGAGGAAGAUUCAGUUGAAAGCUUGGAUGAUAAACAUAGCCCGGUGGUGUCAUCUCCCACUGCAGUUAGGGAUGCAAGGGAGCUGAGCCUUGAGGACAAGGAUGUUACUGUGCCUGAUGAGCCUGUGGUCGCUGAAGGAAGUUCUGGGAUGGAAAAGGAUGAGAUGACUGAGAAUGAAGUAACCACCAAUGAUAGCAUAAAAGAUGGUAAUGCACAUCAUUCUGCAAAGAAAAAAAAAUUAAGUUCUUGUGUUGAACAGUCUGCUCUGCAAGAACUUGAUGGUGGAGAGGACUCCAAGGCUGCAAGAAGUAGUGAAAAUAGCAAAGCAAGGUCAGGUAGCAGCAAAGAUUAUCAGAAAUGGCAGGAUGGUGUUGAGGAGGAAGUAGUUCAAGAUGGUUGUGCUAGACAUACAGGGAGCACCAAGAGGCAUCUUGAUGAAAGUGAACAUAAUUUCCAAAGAAAAGAACGUGAUGCUAGACAAGAGAUGGAAAGAAAUCACAUGGUAAUAAAAGGUAGGGAGGGUUCUUAUCCUCGUAGAGAUUUGGACCCUAGCUUGACACAUCAUUUGCAUAUAAGAAACGACAGCUAUGAUAGGCGAAAGGAACGAGAAAACCCUGAUGGAUCUUGGCAAUGGAGGGAGGAAGAUCCGCAUAGCAGAAAGAGUAGGACUGAAGACACAAGGAAGAGGGAACGGGGAGAUGAAAUGGGAUCCAGGCACAGAAAUAAGACAAGGGAAGGUGAGAGGAGUGACAGAGAGGAACAUCUUCAUUCAAGAAAACAGUUGGACAAUGGCAGCUAUAGGAUCCAUCAUGAUAAGGAUGGUAGUUCACGGUAUAGGGAAAGAGAGGACAAUUUGAAGAGUAGGUAUGACGUGGUGGAUGAUUACCAUAGCAAGAGAAGGAAAGAUGAGGAAUAUUUAAGGAGGGACCUCACCAACAAGGAGGAGAUCCUGCAUGGCUACAGAGAAGGCACAAGUCGUCGAAGGCGAGAAAGGGAUGAUGUUUUGGACCCUCGAAAGAGAGAUGAUCAGCAAAGAAUUAGAGACAAUCUUGAUGAUUACCACUCUGUUAGGCACAAGGAUGAGAUCUGGCUCCAGAGGGAAAGGGGUGAAAGGCAAAGGGAGAGGGAGGAGCUGUAUAGGCUAAAACAAUCCCAUGAAGAAAAUUUAUCCAAGCGUGAAAAAGAAGAAGGACGGGGUUCUUUAAGGACUGGGCGUGGUGCAGAUGAUAAAGCACGGAUUGGUCAGGCUAGGGUAAAGGAUGAGUACAGAGGCUCCGAUAAAGAGUACCAACUAAAAGAUGCAGUUCGGAACAAUGAACAGCAGAAGAGAAGGGAUAGAAUGGAGGAGGAAAGUUAUUCACAUCGUAGGGGACGUGAUGAUGUUUAUGCACGGGGAAAUCAACUUAGUAAUGAGGAGAGAAGAUCCAGGCAAGAAAGGUCAAGCGCUCGUAUUGAUCGUGCUGUUGAUACUCCUGAUUACCAAGGGGUGUAUGAUAAAAAACAUAAAGAUAACAUGAGGAGGAGCAAAGAAUCUGAGGGUGGAGAUCACAACACUUUGGGCCAUUCCAGAAGAAAUCAAGAGGAUCACAGUGGUCACACUGAUGAGAUGGGGUUGAAUGGUGUGGCUGAGAAAGGAAAUGUGGAGAAUGAUAUUGCAGUGCAACUCAACUCUCCCAAAAGACGCAAGGAAGAUGCAUCGUCUGAUGAUGAACUACAAGAUUCGAGAAGAGGACGCUCAAAGUUGGAACGUUGGACAAGCCAUAAGGAGAGAGAUUAUAGUAUUGGCAGUAAGCCAUCAACUUCCUUAACUUUUAAAGAAAUAGAUAGGAAUAACAACAGUGGAUCUUCAGAAGCCAACAAACUUGCCAAUGAACUUCCCAAGAGACCUCAGGCUGUUGAAAAGCAUUCUCUGGCUGAAGAGAAAGAUGCUGCUGAUAUAGAGAACAAGGAUACUGAUACAAAACCAUUGGAGGAUCGCCACCUAGACACAGUUGAGAAGUUGAAGAAGCGAAGUGAGCGGUUCAAGCUUCCAAUGCCAAGUGAAAAGGAUGCUUUGGCAAUAAAAAAAAUGGAGACUGAAGCGCUGCCUUCUGUCAAAACUGACACUCCUGUGGAUGCAGAGAUCAAACCGGAGCGGCCAGCUCGCAAACGAAGGUGGAUUAGUAACUAAAAGGGAAUUCAGUGAAUACGUUUUUAGGUGUGCCUCGCUUUUUUCAGUGAGGAAAUUACUGCUUGGCCUGAUUUUUUAUUGCAUCGCCCUGAAGAUCCUGUAAUAUGUGGAUGAUAUAAUAUCUGUAUGCUUCCAGGGAUGGCCAUGUACUUCAGCCAUAGUUAAUCUAUAAAUCUUGUAACCAUAUUCCUGCCAUACUUAGACAUACUUAGAUGUUUUGUACAUGCUAAUAUAUGUAACAUUGAACUUGUCACCUUAUGGUUGGCACAGAAUUGCAUUUUAGUAUCAAUUCCAAUUAUGUUACUCA